Messenger RNA from Frankliniella occidentalis (western flower thrips), 2997 nucleotides. RefSeq lists its product as uncharacterized. The transcript has 2 exons. Lineage: Eukaryota; Metazoa; Arthropoda; Insecta; Thysanoptera; Thripidae. The record is from RefSeq and is a predicted model, not a curated record. Gene Ontology annotation, molecular function: protein dimerization activity. Bases 459 to 2783 code for a protein of 774 amino acids.
AACAAACAACACCAAUCACUUCAUAAACGCUCGGACGCUCGCAGAAGUUAUAUAAAUACGUAAAUUUGAUUCUUCGCGCGCUCUGCCGGUCCUAUUAUCAACCCCUCCCCCCUCACGCCGACGCCGACGCAUAGCUUCGGUCACAACUCUGAGGGGAAUACCUCGUCGAGCCUAGCGAGCGUGUGCCUGAGCCGACGCUUGGCGGAGGGCGAUCCGCUUGUUUUCUAUUUCUGUGCGUUCGUGUUGAAUUGUGGUCUUUGGACUGAAAGGAUAGUGAAAUAUUAUCGAACUCUAUUCUAUUGGCAGGUAAGUCCGUCACCCUCCCUCCGCCUGUGUUUUGCAGAACCGAAAUGAUAUAGAAAUAUAGUCAGAAGAGUGAGGUUAUGUGGCGCCCCUCCUGCAGCGCUGUCGUUGUUUACCUAUGUUGUGCAAUCUUCAUUACAGGUUAAUGUCGCAUCAUGCCACCUCCGAAGGACUCUUUGGUGCUAGAAUGCUUUACUUUUGGGAAUUAUCCUGUCGGAAACGACCCGGUACCCAAACCUAGAGCUGAAUGCAAAUUCUGUAGAAAGAAGUAUGCGCCGAAUACAACGCGUCAAAAGCAACACAUUCUUAACGAAUGCAAACUAGUACCCCAGUCUGUGAAAAUGAGGCACUCUGAGGCGUUUUCGUUGGCCGCUGUUGAGGAAGCAGUUGACAACCCGGGCAGUAACAACGUAGGACCAGGAGUGUGCGCGAGGCCUGCAAGUGCGACGCCUUCGGCUUCUUCGACGACGGGGUCGGAAAGUAGCAGAGCCAGCGGCGAGCCGACGCGGAGGUCAGCAUCGAUGGUACGCUUCGUCGAUCAACUGGGUGUCACCGAGAAGAAAACGCUGGACGAAGCGUUGGCGCGGGCGAUGUACGCCAGCGGAACGCCACUGUCAACUUUCGAGAACCCCUAUUGGAAGGCUUUCUUCGCCGCGCUGCGACCAUCCUAUAAACUCCCUUCGAGGACUCCCCUAGCCAAGACCUUACUCGACCGCGAGUUCGAGAAGUGCGUGUCCUCUAACAAGGCAAAGAUUGAAAACGCUCAAUUUUUAGGCAUUAUGACUGAUUCAUUCACAAAUAUUAGGCAAGAAAGCGUGAUUGAUAUUGUUGUAACCACUCCUAGCCCAGUUCUCUACAAACAGAUUUUCCGCCGGACUGAGAGGGAAACGGGGGAAUUUGUAGGAGAUGAAAUUUUGAAAGUAAUGAAUGAAAUUGGACCUGAUAAGUUUUGGAUAUUUGUAACCGACAAUGCUUCUAACAUGCAGGUGGCAUGGGAAAAAGUGACAGAGGAGUUUGGUCAUGUCACUGCCAUAGGUUGUGCCGCGCACUGUUGGAACUUGUUGUUUAAAGAUUUAGUGGAGGCCAUGUCUGUUGUAGAUAAGUACAUUAAGCACUCACGCAACAUAGUUAGGAAAAUUAAGAAAAGUUCUAACACUCUUGCAGUUUUUUCUGAAAAGCAAACUGAGAAGCAUGGUAAUAAGGGCAUUUCUCUAAAACUGCCAGGAAAAACAAGAUGGGCAGGGGCAGCCAUUUUGUUGAACUCACUUCUACAAAACAAAUCUGUACUCCAGGAAACUGUAAUUAGUGAACAACUUGUGGACGUUAUCGACGCCAAGGUGAGAAGGACUGUGUUAGACAGCAAGUUUUGGGAUAGGAUUAAAUGUAUCUAUGAUUUACUAUCUCCACUGCAUGCCGCUAUCUCACUUAUCGAAAGCAAUAGAGCAUUACUCUCUGAUGUAUAUUAUUUGCACAAGAAAAUCAACGAAUGUGUAAAUUCUAAUAUUGCUAAGCUUAGGUUAAGUUCUUCUGAAAAGAAGGAAGUAAAGGAUAUUCUAGCUGACAGGAAAGGGUAUACAAUUGCGCCGAUCCACAUGGCUGCUUAUCUUCUAGACCCGAGGUUCAAGGGUGAAGGCCUGGAAGACAAAGAAAUUGCCGAUGCAGUCGAGUGCAUCUCGAAACUAGCGCGACACAUGGGCCUGGAUGAAGGUAAGGUCAUCGCUAGCCUGGCCAAAUACCGCACAGGGGUGGGCUUUUUCGCCACACAAUCAGUAUGGGAUUCAGCCCUGCAGCUGCACCCAGCGGUUUGGUGGAGCGGAGUGUGCGCGACGGAGCCCCUCGCAGCCGUUGCUACCUGCCUGCUCACCAUGCCGCCGUCCGCCGCAGAAGUCGAGCGCCGGUGGUCUGAUCAUGGUUUCAUCCAUAACAAGAGUCGCAACCGGCUGCUCAACACCAGGGUCACAAAGCUAACGACGGUGAGGGCUACUUUGGUUGCAGAGAAGAGUAAAGGAAAGAAUGUAGACCCCCUGCCUGUCGCGGAACUUGAAGAAUACUUCAAGCAAUACGGCAGUCAGUACCUCGGCCAAGCAGGUGGUCACGGAGGUGGUGGUGGAGAUGUAGGUGAGACUGAGACUGGAGACGGAGAGGCAGAAGAAGAGAGCGAUGAAGAAUCGGAAGAUGAAGAUGAGCACACGGAUUGGGAGCUAGAGUCCGAUUCCGGCUCCGGCAGCAACUCAGAGCAAGAGUUAGAAGAGCGUGAGCCAGAGAGGCGAACAGUGGCCCCUCAGCGUCAGCCCCAUAGUCCAGUUGUGAACAGGACUUCAAACCAAGAUCAACCACGGUCAACACAAUCACAAACUCCCACUCCCACUGCUGCAUCCACAUCCGGGUCCCAGCCCCUGCGCAGAACCCGUGGCGCUACAGCAGCAGCAGUCGUCGCCACGGACAGCGGAUCUAGACAAAAGCGCAGAAAGAAAAAGUAAUUUCAGAGUAAACUAGCUGGAAUAAUUCUUGGUACUGAAUUGAACUGACUCCUGAUCUGACCACUGACUGAUAAUUUGUAUUUUUGUUUUGUUUGUUAAUGCUAUUUGUCAUGCCGCAGAGGGUAGAUAAAUGAAUAAACUUUGCUCAUAUUCAAAUGUGUCUGAUUUAUGGACUAAAACACAUCUAAAAAGUUAAAUUUCCAUCAGAAACACA